UGAAUGAAAAUUUUUAUUUAAUAAAAAUGCAUUUACCUUUUGCCGCAGCCAAUAGCUGCACGAUUACGUAUUUAACAGCCAGCCAAGGCCACACUACACACACCGACGAGAAGGCAAAGAACGAACCCAAUCGAAGUCGUGCGUUUAACUACAGCUGUGCGAUCCUUCCCAAUCCUGGUCCCCGUUAACGGAACCCCGAACCCCACAGUCCUCGAUCCCCGUUCCAUCGGUUCAAGGGUUGCGCUAGCGUAUCGGAUUAACGUUUUUAACUUCUCUGCCCCAGUUGUAAACAAUCCCAGCCCCAGAAUGGCAGCCCUCGGACGGAAGCUGAUCGACAGCCUCAAGAGCAAGGAGUUCCGGGAGUACCUGAUGAGUACGCACUUUUGGGGACCGGUCGCGAACUGGGGCAUUCCGAUUGCGGCGCUUGCGGAUAUCAAGAAAGAUCCUAAGAUUAUUUCUGGCACGAUGACCACGGCCCUCUGUCUGUACUCGCUGGUCUUUAUGCGCUUCGCGUGGCGCGUCACCCCCCGGAACCUGCUCCUGUUUGGCUGUCACAUCACAAACUUUACCGCCCAGGGCCUGCAGGGUGGCCGCUUCGUCGAGUAUCACUACUUGGGCGGCAAAACCCGGGCCGUUGAGGCUGCUCCGGCCCCCACCGAGGAGAAGAAGGCUGCCAAGUAGAGCUGGUUUAGUCCCGGGUUGUAAAAAGAAAUGCAAAAAAAAAAACGAGACGAAUAUUUGCCGAAGCUUAGGUAGGAAAAAGAGGUUCUAGAGAUUUGUAAUCUUUCACGGCGAUGCUUUGAACGGGGCAACAAUCGAAUACAGCAAAAAUGGGUGGUGGCAGUGGUGCAAUAGUGGUGCUCUCGAUGUUCUAGAUUGUAACAGGUCCAAACAAACAUAAUCCGUGUUCGUGUGUUCGUCGAAUAGUUAAGUGGAAGGGUUUGAUUUCGUUCCGCUAGAGGGACUCCAUCUUUUUAGAGGCACAAUUUUAGGGAAAGAAACUAAACGUAGCGAUUCAAAUUGUCUUGCAUUAGAGCAACUUUUACACGCACUUUACACACAUUCUUAGGAAAAAUUUACAGAUUGAGUAGCUGCAGAAGUGGGUAGAGUAGUGGUAGUCGUAGUCGCGAUGCACUGAGAUUUUGCUUCCCGUAGAUGUUAGAAAAAAUUGUUCACACAAAAAUACCUCAAUGAAAAUCAGUUCAGCCAACUUGAGUAAGGGAAAACCGCCUAACUUUAAAAACCCUUAACUUCAAUUCAGAUAAGUUGAAAUGAGCUUUGCUCAAAUGACAAAACCGUACUACGUAAAGAGGAAAGAGAUACUUUCUUGUUGCUUGUUAAGAAAAUUUAAAUGUUUGAAACUGUAAUUGGUCCAACCCAUGUUAACACAAUGAUACCAGAUUAAAUGAACAGGAAAACCAAACUUAUCGAAUAAUGUCUUUGGAUUUGUUUUUUAUACAGUAAAGAUACAUGAUUGUCAUAAUAUUUAAAAGACAGAAGAAAUAAAGUUGUAUGCAAAACCUAACAAAA
Messenger RNA from Culex quinquefasciatus (southern house mosquito), 1530 nucleotides. It is a transcript of the gene Mpc1, whose product is annotated as mitochondrial pyruvate carrier 1. NCBI's taxonomy places the organism in Eukaryota, Metazoa, Arthropoda, Insecta, Diptera, Culicidae. Gene Ontology annotation, cellular component: mitochondrial inner membrane. The record is from RefSeq and is a predicted model, not a curated record. The transcript has 3 exons. Gene Ontology annotation, biological process: pyruvate import into mitochondria. The coding region runs from base 307 to 681 and encodes 124 amino acids.